AUGGCACAAACAGCUGCAAGAAUACGACCAAAUGGAGUAAGCACUACAAAUUCCAAUCCACUGUUAAAGAAUCCCCUCUUCAGCAGGAAUGGUUUACAAAUAGAUGAAAGCGAAUUGAUGGAAGAUGAAGAACCUGAACACGAUAUUCUGCCGCUUGAUGAAGUCAAAUUACUGCAAGAAAGAGCGAAGACUUUGGAACACCCAAUGCCUGUUUUAAACUUUUCUCCAGCAAGUGGUGGUGGAGUUUUACAGCGUGUACAACUGGUUGGAAUCUUCCCUACUACAAGAUGGCUUCAGGAUCCCACCAUGCCAGCUGAUGUGAAAGAACUUUUUGGAGGUACCCCUUUCCAUGCAUUGGGAGAAUAUCGAGUGGGAUACCUGGAUUUACAAGAAAGCAUAUUGACAGCGACGCAUAGGCAUAAACUACUCAUGAUUGUGAAUACUGGGGCUCCUGGUUUGGAAACAGGUUACUGGGGUGGUGCGUUUGAUCGAUUGACAAACAAAUGCCUCGCCAAGUUUAAAUGCACUGGAGAACUAGAAACCACAGUGAAAGAAGAGUCAAACCCUGGUGGAGGAGAUUUCUUUGUAGGAUUUGACAAUACCGAUUUUCCGGAGUUUGUGGAUGGCAAAACACCACCCGGGAUAUGUGUGACACCAUUUGAAAAGUUGCUUGGAGUCACUGCCCAGUUUAUGAUACGGUUGCAGUGGACUGGAGUGGUACAUGAUUCAAUGAUUGACAUUGUAGACAAAUCCUCUCGAGAUGAGAGGAAGCAACGCGCACAAAAUAGAUUUAAAACCAGAUAA
Cylindrotheca closterium is the source of this 804-nucleotide messenger RNA. The record is from the annotation of a GenBank genome assembly. NCBI's taxonomy places the organism in Eukaryota, Bacillariophyta, Bacillariophyceae, Bacillariales, Bacillariaceae.